AUGCCGGUUCUCGCUGCUGUACAACGUGCCUUUCCUCUCGGCCUAUCCUGGAAGCGCAGACCAUCCGCUGACAAGGGCAAGGCAAAACAAACCGUUUCCCCCAGUUACCCUCUGGAUCAAGUCUUUCAGGAUGGGGCUAUUCAUCUUGAGAUGAAGAGCGCCAACGUCUCCGGCUCAUUUUCCCUGCACGGUGACGACUCACACAGCGUGCAUAUAGCGGUGAAGCCGGCCGCCGAUCAUCCCAAUCAGUAUAUGUGCUCGGAUGAAUUCUCGAGAAAGUCAGUGGCAGAUGACUCCGACUUCGAGUGGGAGGAUUAUCCAUCUGCGUCUGUUCGCACGGCGUCUGCAAGGGCUCGGCUAUCUCGGGUGGUGCACUGGGCGAGUAUUGUCCAGAGCCAGUCACGCUGGACUCAUGAGCAGGAGAAAAGGCUCCGUCUGGCGCAGAAGCAGCUCGCCAUCUGCCAAAAGGCCUGGAGCUCGGAACAAGAAUUAUGGCUUGAUCAUGUUCAAGCUCUAAGCACAGAAAAGGCUGCCCAUGAGUAUUUCAUGUUAAUGCGGACUAAACAACAAGAAGAUGAACGUCUUCAGUUUCGCAAAGCGUGGAGGAGACGCCGAUCUACGGAAUCACUGCUGAGCAGUGGGGAAGAGAGUAAGGCAGAAAAGAACUCCAACCCAUUUUUGAAUUUGCGACGGUUGCAGCGCCAGGCAAAUUGA
Molecule: messenger RNA, 714 nt
Organism: Penicillium diatomitis
Lineage: Eukaryota; Fungi; Ascomycota; Eurotiomycetes; Eurotiales; Aspergillaceae
Exons: 2
Coding region: 1-714 (237 amino acids)
Source: RefSeq, a predicted model, not a curated record